AUGGCGGAGGUGCCUGUGGAUUUUGAGGUGGAAAUAGAGGGGGAAACUGGGGGUGCGAAAGCUAUUGAGGGCGUUCUGGGGAUUUCACAGACACAUCCCAGUUCCAGCUGCACAGGAUCUUUCGACAGGAGUUUGCCUGGGCAGAAUUCCAAAUGUCUGGAAAAGUCAACAGAUGAUAAAUCAGAUCCCAACUUUAGUCAGCUUAACAGAAUUCAGAGAAACAAAGAAACUCACACUCUCGGUGUGCUCGGGAAAAAGUUUUUUGACGAUAAAAUCCCUCAAAAAAAGAAGCUUAAAUGGUUAAAAAGAUAUGCCACCAUUCAAGAUGACGGAACUGUGCAAUUUGAAGUUCCAGGAGACAUUAAACCUCAAAGCCUUGAUUUCAGUACGAGUGUAAGAUAUAAUGGAUAUAUGGAUAAAGAAGAUGCUCCAGCAUUGCCUCCACUUCAAAUUGUUAUGCUUAUUGUCGGAACAAGGGGAGAUGUACAACCAUUUGUUGCUAUUGGGAAGCGCUUACAGGAAUAUGGUCAUAGAGUAAGACUAGCCACUCACUCAAAUUUUGAAGAAUUUGUUUUGUCUGCUGGGCUGGAAUUCUACCCUCUUGGUGGAGACCCAAAGGUCCUAGCUGCUUACAUGGUCAAGAAUAAAGGUUUCUUGCCAUCUGGACCUUCUGAAAUACAAAUUCAACGACAUCAAAUAAAAGAGAUCAUAUUUUCUUUGCUUCCUGCAUGUGUAGACGCUGAUCCCAUUACAGAAGUUUCAUUCGAGGUAGAUGCAAUAAUUGCCAAUCCGCCUGCAUAUGGACAUACACAUGUUGCCGAGGCUCUGAAAGUACCGCUACACAUAUUUUUCACAAUGCCGUGGACCCCUACCAAUGAAUUCCCACACCCACUUUCUCGCGUUAAGCAACAAGUUGGAUACAGACUAUCGUAUCAAAUUGUCGAUUCACUAAUCUGGCUGGGAAUACGGGACAUGAUAAAUGAGUUCAGGAAGAAAAAACUUAAGCUAAGGCCUGUUACAUAUUUGAGUGGUUCCAAUAAUUCUCCAGAUGUACCAUAUGGCUAUAUUUGGAGUCCUCACCUAGUUCCCAAACCAAAAGAUUGGGGAUCCAAAAUUGAUGUUGUAGGGUUUUGUUUCCUAGACCUUGCAUCGAAUUACGUACCACCAGAUUCACUUGUGAAAUGGCUUGAAGCCGGUAAAGAGCCUAUUUACAUUGGUUUUGGCAGCCUUCCUGUCGAAGAGCCAGAAAAGAUGACUCAGAUAAUUGUUAAAGCUCUCGAGAAUACCGGACAAAGGGGCAUCAUUAACAAAGGCUGGGGUGGCCUUGGAAACUUGGCGGAGCAAAAAGACUUCAUCUAUCUGUUGGAUAAUUGCCCCCAUGAUUGGUUGUUUGCUCGAUGUGCUGCCGUGGUGCAUCAUGGUGGUGCUGGAACAACUGCUGCUGGUCUUAAAGCUGCGUGCCCGACAACUGUUGUACCUUUCUUCGGAGACCAACCAUUUUGGGGAGAGCGGGUGCAUGCUAGGGGAGUAGGCCCCUCACCAAUCCCUGUGGAUGAAUUUUCCCUUGAAAAAUUGGUUGCUGCGAUAAGGUUCAUGCUUGAUCCAAUGGUGAAAGAACGUGCUGCAGAAUUGUCUAAAGCCAUGGAAAACGAAGAUGGAGUGGCGGGUGCAGUUCAAGCCUUCCAUAGACACUUCCCAUGUGAAAGCCUGAAGUUGGAGCCUGAAAAGUCACAUCAACCUUCUAAUUCGUUUUCUCUCAGACGCUGUUUUCGUUGUUCCUGA
This is a messenger RNA of Fraxinus pennsylvanica, 1782 nucleotides long. Lineage: Eukaryota; Viridiplantae; Streptophyta; Magnoliopsida; Lamiales; Oleaceae. The record is from the annotation of a GenBank genome assembly.